AUGUCGAAACGACAAGCUUCAGAAGCUCUCGACGAGCUCCUGGACAUCGCAUCUCCCUCGUCCAAGCGCUCUCGAAUGGGCGACUUCGACUCACCCCUCGCGAACAGCCACGACGAAGCGCAGAGCCUCGAGCAGGAUGGAGAAGGAAGGAAUGGAGACGCAGAGGACGCAAACAGCGACGAAUUCGAUGAUGAAGAGGACGAUGCGUCGCCCAUGGUGGCUCCUCAGCGCCAAAAGGGACCGGCAGACGGCUACGACGACCUCUAUCUCGACACCAUCGACCGCAACGUGCUCGACUUUGACUUUGAGAAGCUGUGCUCCGUGUCCCUCUCCAACAUCAACGUCUACGCAUGUCUCGUGUGCGGCAAAUACUUCCAGGGCCGCGGCGUAAAGUCACACGCCUACUUCCACUCCCUGGACGAGGACCACCACGUCUUCAUCAACCUCGAGACGCAAAAGGUCUACGUCCUGCCCGACGGCUACGAGGUCAAGAGCAAGUCGCUCGACGACAUCAAGUACGUCUCCGACCCGCGGUACACCAAGAACGAGGUCAUCCAGCUGGACCGCCGCGCCAACCACGUCAGCUGGACACUCGACGGCAAGCAGUAUACGCCGGGCUUUGUCGGCAUCAACAACAUCAAGGAGAACGACUACCUCAACGUGGUGGUGCAGGCGCUGUCACAUGUCUCUCCCUUACGGAACUACCUGCUGCUGGAGGACUUUUCUAAGAAGUCAGAAAUCGUAAAGAGGUGCAGCAUUCUCUUCCGCAAGAUCUGGAACCCGCGCGCCUUCAAAUCACACGUCUCCCCCCACGAACUGCUUCAGGAGAUCGCCCUCCUCUCCAACAAACGCUUCACGCUCACGAACCAGUCAGACCCCGUCGAGUUUCUCUCCUGGUUCCUCAACAACCUCCAUCUCGGCCUCGGUGGCAGCAAGACAAAGCCUGGAAGCUCCAUGAUCCAGCGCACAUUCCAGGGCAAGCUCAAGGUCGAAUCGCAGGCCAUUACCGCUCGAGCAGACGCAGGAGACCGUCUGCGCUUCGAGGAGGCUGGCGAAGUCAAAGUCGACAUUGUGCGCUUCCUAUUCCUAACGCUCGACUUGCCAUCAGCACCGCUGUUCCAGGACGAGCUGGAGAAGAACAUCAUCCCACAGGUCCCUCUCAGCACCAUCCUAAGCAAAUACGACGGCAAGCGAGCGCAGGAGCAUCACGCACAGCGAAAGCGCUACCGCCUACUGCAUCCUCUCCCGCCGUAUCUAAUGUUCCACGUCAAGCGCUUCUCCCAGAACAAGUUCGUCGCAGAGCGCAACCCCACAAUCGUCACCUUUGACGCGAGGAAUCUCGACAUUUCGCCGUAUGUGGAGCCCAAUCCCAAUGAGUGGCCCGUGGGCGAGCCGAUAUGGUACGAUCUCGUAGCCAACGUCGUCCACGAGUCAGUCCGCAAGAAGGAAGACGUCGCAGACAGCGGCGAGGAGAAAAAGACGUGGAAGGCCCAGAUCAAGGACAAGGCCACCGGCGAGUGGGUCGUCUGCCAGGACUUGUUUGUUGACAAGGUACAGAGCGAGCUGCUAUAUCUCGGAGAGACAUAUCUACAGAUCUGGGAGCGGAGAAAAGUGCCCGCCAAGGGGAAAGGAAAAGCGUAA
This is a messenger RNA of Trichoderma atroviride IMI 206040, 1641 nucleotides long. RefSeq lists its product as uncharacterized. NCBI's taxonomy places the organism in Eukaryota, Fungi, Ascomycota, Sordariomycetes, Hypocreales, Hypocreaceae. Gene Ontology annotation, biological process: mRNA processing; spliceosomal complex assembly; protein deubiquitination. Gene Ontology annotation, molecular function: cysteine-type deubiquitinase activity; zinc ion binding. The record is from RefSeq and is a predicted model, not a curated record.